Pseudocercospora fijiensis CIRAD86 is the source of this 1739-nucleotide messenger RNA. RefSeq lists its product as uncharacterized. The record is from RefSeq and is a predicted model, not a curated record. Gene Ontology annotation, cellular component: membrane. The transcript has a single exon. Bases 1 to 1650 code for a protein of 549 amino acids. Gene Ontology annotation, biological process: transmembrane transport. Gene Ontology annotation, molecular function: transmembrane transporter activity. NCBI's taxonomy places the organism in Eukaryota, Fungi, Ascomycota, Dothideomycetes, Mycosphaerellales, Mycosphaerellaceae.
AUGAUCGGCGCGAAAAGGCCAACCUACCCUGGCGAUGAAGGACCUCCAGCCUCGAAAUACAAUUACACAACCGCCGUUACAGAAGAGCCAUCGUCAAGUGAACACACUCCUCUGCUCUCGAGAUCGAGCUACCACAACAUUGACCUCAACCCGCGACAUCGACUGUUGAAGUCGCCUUCCUCAAUUCUCCUCAUUAUCUUUCUUGUCGUCCUCCUUACAUCUUUUGGUGACCAACUGCAAGAAGCCCCCUUCACUCGCAUUCUCGAAUCGGUCAUCUGCUAUCAGUACUAUGAGGAAGUCGACCCGAGCAAAAUCAAACUCGGUCGAAGUCGUGUCGGGCCUGGCGCUAUUGGAGGUGUUGACGAGAUGUACUGCAAAGCCGACAAAGUCCAGGACGACCUAGCUAUGCUCUCAGGCAUUCAAGCUUUUCUCGACGGCUUUCCUGCCUUGGCUCUUGCGAUACCUCUUGGCUGGGCCGCUGAUCGCUAUGGACGCUGGCCGUUCCUCAUGCUUGGAGUUGUACAAGGUGCUGCGCGGACCGUUUGGGUACAGCUUGUCGCGUGGUUCUGGGAAUCGCUCGACGUUCGGGCUACUUGGUUCCAGUCGGCCUUUUCUUUACUUGGAGGCGGCAGUACAACAGCCUCUGCCUUAUUUUUCGUCACGGUCAGCGAUGUCACCACUGAAAGUGACAGAGCUGGUGCUUUCCUCCGGCUGGGCGCAGCGAACCUGUCUGCCAGCCUGUUCAUGCCUCCAGUCGCCGCAUGGCUGAUGGCCAUGAAUCCGUGGAUACCUGCUCUCAUGGGCACUGGCUUCAUGUGUGGUGCCGCCAUUCUGUAUUUGUUCGUGCCAGAAACACUGGACUAUUUUGCAAGAGCCAAUCCCCCGACUGCAAUGGAAGAUGCUCAUACAACUGCUUCAGGUCCAGAUCCUGUGCAGACAUCGACCCCGGCCGCUCUUUCCUUGCGCAUCAAAGCCGUGUUGACUAAUGUCAAAUCCGCGCUUGCCUUCCUACAUCGUGACUGGCGAGUCCCGGCAUUGAUUCUGCCUUUCACAGUUCACAUUCUCGUAGCAUCCUCGGGUCGUCUGCUGAUCCAAUACGUCUCUAAGCGCUAUGCCCUGACGUUUUCGAAAGCAACCUUACUCACGACUGUCAAGAACGGCGUCCAGGUUGCUCUGCUUUUCAUCAUUUUACCAAAGAUAUCGGAGCUCGUCAUGACCCGAUUCGGCCUUGGUAUUCAGAAGAAGGAUCUCUACUUGGCCAGGCUCUCUCAAUGUCUCGUAGCAAUAGGCUGGCUUGGCGUCGCUGCGGCACCCAACGUGGUCCUUGUGGGCAGUGCGCUUGCAGUGUCCAGCUUAGGAUACGGAGCGAUGCUGCUUUUGAGGUCCUUUAUAACAUCACUUGUACCGACGCACGAAGUUGCUAGGACUUACAGCGUGAUCGGUAUUGUCGAUACUCUGGGAACAAUGUUUGGCAGUCCUUUGCUUGCCGGGCUUUUCAAGAGAGGCCUGGAGCUAGGCGGUCCUUUCAUUGGAUUACCAUACUAUUUGAUAGGUGGCCUGAGCGUUCUCUUUGCUGUACCGAUGUUCGCUGUACGACUGAGGAAAGGAGAAGGCGAAGAACCAUCAGGAUUGGAUGAUGACGAGGACUAGACAAGACCCGUCGUUUGGUGUUGUUUUUAUACAUAGAUCGCCCGUGACAUAGACCGCACGGAACAAUGGCAUUGAACUGGUGGCGAAGC